Messenger RNA from Dreissena polymorpha, 4306 nucleotides. RefSeq lists its product as uncharacterized. Gene Ontology annotation, molecular function: protein binding. The transcript is spliced from 13 exons. The coding region runs from base 147 to 3506 and encodes 1119 amino acids. The record is from RefSeq and is a predicted model, not a curated record. Lineage: Eukaryota; Metazoa; Mollusca; Bivalvia; Myida; Dreissenidae.
GAAUCAAAAGUGUAUCCGAAGCCGGUCAAAAAGCUGUGCGCAUGCGCAAUCAAAGUGACUUGGCACAGGUAAAUAAUAAUAAGAAAGAUUAAAAUACAGGGACACAGAAUCAGAAAUCUGGAAUAGAGACACCAGUUAUCUUCAACAUGUCACAUAUCUUUACCUCUUCACUUCUUACUUGUAUGUUUGCAAUGCUUGCUGCACAGAAAAUGUCAGACUCAGUGGCUCGCAGCUACAGUCUGUGCCAUGAUGACCUGGUGCAGAUUGGUCAAUCAGGAGAGCAGGGCACCAUCUACUUCACAAGCGCAGGGAGACCAAUCAGCUACUGUGUGCUCCGGUUCCAGGCUUGUAGCAGAUGUCGGCUUCUCAUCACCGCAGUGAUUAGUAGACCAUUUAGUUUUGAUUGUCGCACAACAACUGAUAUGAACGAUAAUCUGCAGUGCAAUCUGGGGUGUGACUACCUGCACAUGUUUGAUAAGGACUACAAGUCCAACAAGACAGCCUUCAUAGUCGACAUGCACAACUCAAUCAGGUUUGAGUCUGAGUCAAGUGAGAUGUUCAUUGGAAUCUGUGCAACAGCAUCCAGCUACUCAUUCACUCUCAACUACACUAGCAAAGAGAAGCUGGUAACCAGGAUGGGCACUGUGCAAGGUAUUGGUUCCCUCCAGUCACCAUUUUUUCCCUCACCUUACGCAACCAACUAUGAAGUAUACCGCUACUCCAUCACCGGACCUGUUGGCUCAUACAUCACCCUUAUGUUCAAGGACUGGAACCUGGCAGAGUCUAGCUCGUUUUAUUUUCCAAACAGCAACUUCAAGAUGCUGCAAGUUACAGGCACCGCAAAUCGACCCUAUGUGCAGUCAGACUUCAAUAAGCUUGACUUUCUGUUUCAAACCGGAGUAGCUGGAAUAUCUGGCGAAAACAGGAAUUAUAUUGGCUUCUCUUUGCAAUACAACAUAACCACAGAUUGGGCCAACAGUUUUCCAGUGACAGCCUGUGACUCCAAUGGCUACUACCUAAACUCUGUUGGAGGCGUGUUUGAGUUCAGGCUACAGUCCACCAAGGUCACGCUGUUCGACUGCCUCUGGGUACUCAAACGACAGCCUGGAUACGACUUCCUGAAUGUGAAGAUUGAGAAAUUCAAAACACACAAUCAACAGAUGGUCAGAACAGAGAACACCCUGGAGAUACUAGAUGGAAUUACAUCCGACUCUUCUCGUGCGACGACUUUUGAUCUAUUGGACAAUGUGGACAACGCUGCAGGGAUAAGUUUGAAGCAUGGUGCAUACAUUCGUUACACAGGGCACUUUGAGGCUAAUAAUAUCCUCACUGUAGUCUACAAUUCCUACACUGUUGCCAAAUCUUGUAUAUCCAGCCAGUUUCGCUGUGACAGUGGUAACUGCAUCCAUCGUUCUCUGGUCUGUGAUAAGGUGAACCAUUGUGGGGACAGAAGUGAUGAAGGGGAGAGGGGAUGCUCAGGAGACAUAGUGGAUCCCCAGAAGAGCUACCAGUACACGAUCACUAUCGGUGUGAUUAUCCCGAUGGUAAUCUCCGUGUUCCUUGUUAUGAUCAUCUGCCUGCUCUUUGUGAUGAUUCGCAAGUGUCGCCAGGCGCAACAGCUCCAGGAGCAGGGAUCCAUGAACACAGUCCAUAGGACAAACGAAGAAGUUGGAAACAAUCGACCAGCAGGAAGAUUUCAGAUAUUUACUAGUGGCCGUCGUCGUCGACACCGCAGACGACACUAUUUUGGCGGUGACCUUGAUCAGCCACCCCCGUAUGACGAGGCAAUGAAGAAUCCACCAGGCUAUCAUCAGAACGUGACCUUUGGAGAUCAAAUUGACCCUUCACGGCCUCAGCCCCCUCCCUACACGGCAACUGCUGAUGAUGCCACAGAGGUCAUAGUGGGUAACCAACCACAUCUACACAGUCAGCCGCACACACAAACUUCUCCUCACCCUUAUCCCCACCCCCAAGGGAGCUCCAGCUCCACAUUUAGCAGCGAGUCAGAGUUCAGUAGGUCAGAGUUCAAUCUGGGUUCAGGGUGCCAGUCCUCGGAUUCAUCAUCAUCCAGUGAUGGGGAGACCCCGUCGGGAGGGUAUGACCCAGAUGGAGACGGGCGCAGGGAGAGAGUGCAGAGGAACAGGUCCAGCUCAGGCUCUGAGAUCUCCAGCGGUCUCAGGCAACAGAGGGUUCACGGUCAUAGUGAAGGUUAUAAUCAUGGACAUAGUUACAGCAGUUGCUCUGAUAAGUCAGACAAGACUGCUCGCUCAACAGUGCCUAGGGGUGUUCGCGAACUUGAGCAGCACAGUAGAAAACCAAGUGAUAAGAGAAGGACAGAGACAAAGCCUGGCGCUGUUGUGUCUGAAAAUAGUGUUCAGGCUCAGGAUUGUGAAAAAUAUAAUUCAUAUUCAGCAAAAGAAUCUUUGAAAGGAACAUCACAGACAAAUGAAAGACAGCCAUCAGGAAGGUCAUCUGGCACAAGUCCUACAAAAAGUGACCAUUCCCGACCAAUGCCAGCCCCUGCAAAGAGGAAGGGAAAACAUGCCGUCUGGCAAAAAGACCGAACAAGUGUUGACAGUGGCUCUGAAAAUAAAAAUGGGUUUCAAUCACAACCACAGAUGUCGAGGACUAGAUCUGAGGAAGUGUUGACUAGGGGUCUGUCAGCAGUGCCAUCUAUUUUUCAUAGUCAGCAAGAUGUUCGUGUUGGAGAGCGCAUGUCUGUUGUAGACAUACCCGUAGACGAAGGUGAUGUGCUGGUUGUGUAUGACAAGAGAGCAGCUAGAGGGAACAUGAGGCCUGGGCACAACCCUGGCAAUGCAGGGAAUACCACAACAAGCAGUUACACGGGUAAUAGCAGAGGUAGGGGUAGACCAGUGGAUCAGUCCACUACAGGCAGUGGUACACCAGUGGAUCAGUCCAGUACAGGCAGGGGUAGACCAGUUGAUCAAUCCACUACAGGUAGUGGUAAACAUUUUGGUGAAUCCACUACAGGCAUGGGUAGACCAGUGGGUCAGUCCAGUACAGGCAGGGGCAGACCAGUGAAUAAAUCCACUACAGACAGGGGAAGACCAAGUGAUCAGUUCGCAACAGGAAGUGGUAGACCAGUGGAACAGUCCACCAUAGGCAGGGAUAGACCAGGGAAUCAGUCCACUACUGGCAGUGGUCGACCAGUAGAUCAGUCCAUUACAGGCUUGGAAAUACCAGUGGAUCAGGCCUUAACAGGAAGGGGUAGAACAAAGGAUCAGUCCAUUACAGGGUCUAUGGGAAGACUUGAUGUGGUUGAAGGCAGGCAUCAUUUGCUUGGUAACACACGGACAGUUGCACAGGAUAAAAGUCAUCAUUCAACUACCACAAGUGCUGGUCCCGAGGGAGGGAGGUCAGCCAUGGAUGCUACAGGAUCAGCCCCUUUGGACAGGGAGGGGGACAGGGGUAGUGUACCAUCGAGGCAGUCUGGUUCCAAGGUUGAUUUGGCCUGGGUCGGUGAAGAAAACGAUACCUUUGUUUAGUAUGAAAGAGUAGGAGAACAAAUUGAGUUGCUUGUAUGGAUGAGAUGUAUUUUAACCCACAGAAAACUUGCAAAAAAGGUUCAGUUAGACCAAUACUUAUUUCCAUAACUGAAACUUUCACUUUUUUAUCAAAAUACAAGUCUUCUUAUGCACAUGUUGAUUUAAGAAAUCUUAAGUAUUAUUCACAUUUGAGUGUUGUACAUGUAUGUUGCACAAUUUUUAGGGCUCUAGUAGUCAAAAGCAAUUUUAUUACUUUUAAUAUGAGCAAUAUUUUCCCACAAGUCUGGGCAAAGAUCUAUAAAUACACAUGUUUAUUGAUGGUGCUUUGAUCUGGGGACAGAAAGAAAAAAAAACUGUUCAAGUGUUUUCUGCCAUAACACAUAUUAAAAAUACACACUGUUGGGUGCCACUUUUGAAACUUUGGUAAACUGCAAUAUUUGUUAAAUAAAAUAUCUGAACAUAUGAUGCAUUUAUAGGGGGUAUCGUGUUUCUGACGAACACAUCUCUUGUUUAAAGUAUUUAGUUGGUAAGAUAUAUUUUAAAACUAUUUUCCAUUAAUAUAGCAUGUUUACACAUUCCGUUGACUAUAUCAUUCCAUUUUGUAUCCUUAUGGUCGGCUUUUUUGCUUGUAACAUUUUAUACGACAGUCUUUAACAAAUCAUUAAUAUUUUACAGUUUUUUAAAUAUUGACUUUCCUAAGUUUGUUUAGUGUUGUUAAGUAUUUUAGUUGUGUAUUGUGUACAUGUUAUUACAGGGGAUACAUGUACAUUUGUUUACAAUUAAACAGACCCGAGAAUUUC